Messenger RNA from Tachysurus vachellii, 437 nucleotides. RefSeq names its product ribosomal protein L36A (gene rpl36a). Gene Ontology annotation, molecular function: structural constituent of ribosome. The record is from RefSeq and is a predicted model, not a curated record. Gene Ontology annotation, cellular component: cytosolic large ribosomal subunit; ribosome. NCBI's taxonomy places the organism in Eukaryota, Metazoa, Chordata, Actinopteri, Siluriformes, Bagridae. Bases 56 to 376 code for a protein of 106 amino acids. Gene Ontology annotation, biological process: translation. The transcript has 5 exons.
AAACCGUCGCGAGGCUCCUCCUCUUCCUCUUUGCUCCUGCGCCCUGAGAGCAGCCAUGGUGAACGUGCCGAAGACCCGCAGGACUUACUGCAAGAAGUGCAAGAAACACCAACCUCAUAAAGUCACCCAGUACAAGAAGGGCAAGGACUCUCUGUAUGCCCAGGGUAAAAGGCGUUACGACAGAAAGCAGAGCGGUUACGGAGGACAGACGAAGCCUAUUUUCAGGAAGAAGGCUAAAACCACAAAGAAGAUUGUGCUGAGGCUGGAGUGCGUGGAGCCCAACUGUCGCUCUAAGAGGAUGCUGGCCAUUAAGAGGUGCAAACACUUUGAGCUGGGAGGAGACAAGAAGAGAAAGGGCCAAGUCAUCCAGUUCUAAGCUGCACCAUGGACUUUCUUUUGUGGUUCUUCAUCUGUCAAUAAAAGUUGUAUACAGAAAA